This is a messenger RNA of Tribolium castaneum (red flour beetle), 1483 nucleotides long. It is a transcript of the gene Wdr82, whose product is annotated as WD repeat domain 82. NCBI's taxonomy places the organism in Eukaryota, Metazoa, Arthropoda, Insecta, Coleoptera, Tenebrionidae. The coding region runs from base 1 to 951 and encodes 316 amino acids. Gene Ontology annotation, molecular function: protein binding; chromatin binding. Gene Ontology annotation, cellular component: Set1C/COMPASS complex. The record is from RefSeq and is a predicted model, not a curated record. The transcript is spliced from 2 exons.
AUGAAGAUGAAACUGGUAGACCAGGUCGUUAGGAGUUUCCGCGUGGCGAAAGUGUUCCGGGAAAACACCGACAAAAUAAAUAGCAUUGACUUUUCGCCGAGCGGUGAGACGUUGAUUUCGUGCAGCGAGGACGAUCAGAUCGUAAUUUACGACUGCGAGAAGGGCACUCAAGUCCGCACUGUGAACAGCAAAAAAUACGGAGUCGAUUUGAUACACUUCACACAUGCUAAAAAUACCGCCAUACACAGCUCAACCAAAGUCGACGACACGAUCAGAUACCUGUCUUUACACGACAACAAAUACAUCCGGUAUUUCCCCGGGCAUACGAAAAAGGUCGUCUCGCUGUGUCUGUCGCCGGUUGAGGACACGUUCCUCUCGGGCUCCCUGGAUAAGACGCUGCGCUUGUGGGACUUGAGGUCGCCUAACUGCCAGGGGCUGAUGCACUUGUCGGGGCGGCCGGUGGCGGCAUACGACCCCGAGGGGCUCAUCUUCGCCGCAGGAGUCAACUCCGAAAGCAUCAAACUGUACGACUUGCGCUCCUUUGACAAGGGCCCCUUUGUUACGUUCAAGCUGACGCAGGAGAAGGAGUGCGAUUGGACCGGCUUGAAGUUUUCGCGGGACGGUAAAACAAUUCUCAUCAGCACAAACGGCUCAAUUAUCCGGCUGAUUGACGCUUUCCACGGAACCCCCUUGCAGACCUUCACCGGUCACUUGAACAACAAGGGGAUUCCCAUCGAGGCGUCCUUCAGUCCCGACUCGCAGUUCAUAUUUAGCGGCUCAACAGACGGUCGUGUCCACGUCUGGAACGCAGACACUGGAUACAAAGUCUGUGUUUUAAACGCUGACCACCCUGGACCUGUCCAAUGCGUUCAGUUUAACCCCAAAUACAUGAUGCUCGCGUCGGCUUGCACAAACAUGGCCUUCUGGCUUCCGAGUAUCGAGGAUACGUAAAGUACAGUUGUCGGGCGAUUUGUCAACUUUUUGAAACUGAAAGGUUUAAGACCGUCCAAUGCGGUAAACAUUGCGUUUUAAAGCUAGAUUAAGUCUUAAAUUUUUACAGUAGGGUUCUAACGAAUUUUUUAUCUUGGAAUUUGUGUACCUGUGUGUUCUUUUUGGAGCGAAUCAAGUACGUUGUAAAUAUGUUCCCUCUCUUGUGUAAAGAAAAUUAUAUAAAAUUAUUUUUAUAACAAAAAUUGCAUUUUUUCAAGGGCUUGAUGUCAAGUCGACGGUUUUACGAAUUGGUGGUCAAUGUGAUAAUAAUUGUAGAAACUAACAUUAAAAUUGUUUUUUAUUUGUAGUGGUUUCAGUUGUUAAGGGUCCUGUCUCUAAUACAUUUCAAGUUAUCAGUAUUUGUUUUUGUGAUAGAUUAGGAUCUUUUUUAAUUAUAUAAUACAUUUCCAGACUGAUGUGCACGCAUAGAUUUUAUUUUUAUCAUUCAAGUUGUGUUCUUUUACACCUCUAAUAAUUAAAAACUAAUAAUCAA